GGCGCGCUGGGACCGGGCCUGACCCAGGAGGCAGGGCUGGGGCGGCCCCGGGGCAGGCACUCGGCAGCAGGGAACAGGAGUUGAGGAACCUGGCUUCCAGACACCCGAACCUGGUCCUGGUGAAGCUUGAUGUCCUGAAUCCUGAAAGCAUUACAGAGGCAGCAAGGAUGGUAGAAGAUCAGCUGAAUGGCUUGGGUCUGAAUCUGUUAAUAAAUAAUGCUGGUGUUUACUCAAAGGUGACGCUGGAAACUGUGGAUUCUGAAGAGAUGGUGCAUGCAUACAAGACUAAUCUGGUUGGGCCACUGCUAACAGCCAAGGCCUUCCUGCCCUUGCUGAAGAAGGCUGCUCAGGGAAGCCCCGAGAAAGGAAUGAGCUGUAGGAAGGCAGCCAUUGUCAACAUUUCCACAGUCCUGGCAUCCCUCGAGAAAUCCCCUGAAACAUUCUACAAGCCUGUCAUUUCCUACCGCUGCAGCAAGGCUGCUCUUAACAUGCUAACCAGAUGUCAGAUGCUGAGCUACAGAGAGGAUGGGAUUCUGUGCGCUGCAAUUCACCCAGGCUGGGUGAAAACAGACAUGGGCACCCAGGAGGCGGACCUGACUGUGGAUGAGAGUGUGCGAGGAAUCCUCACAGUGCUCUCUGCCCUCUCCGAGAAACAUAAUGGGAGCUUCUUGAACUGGCUGGGGAAGCCUAUUCCCUGGUGAGAGACCUGCCUGGUGCAUGUGGACUUAGGACAGACAGGCUGCCAUGAGAGCAAGCGGGGGAAAUGAGCUCUCUUCGGUGGUGGUGUCUGCACGUGUACCCAGAAACUAGGGUUAGGUUUUUUAGAGCCCCCAGUGAAUAGAAACUUCCUAUUUGCAAAGGUACUUGUAGGCUCCACAUGCUAUCAAGGGUAGCCAAAAGUGUGAUCUGCAGGGGGGGGCUCCCUUGAGGCCUUUCUGUGAGAUGCAUUGCAGCUCUUCACCUAAGUAGCUAAUAAAUACACUGAAA
Messenger RNA from Alligator sinensis (Chinese alligator), 987 nucleotides. RefSeq names its product C-factor-like. Bases 168 to 701 code for a protein of 177 amino acids. The record is from RefSeq and is a predicted model, not a curated record. The transcript is spliced from 6 exons. NCBI's taxonomy places the organism in Eukaryota, Metazoa, Chordata, Crocodylia, Alligatoridae.